AUGCAGCUUACCAGUCCUACUGUAUUUUUCUUGCUGCUCUCUUGCUGUCUGUGGGAUGUGGAGUCAAAAAACGUCGCAUCUGUUAUUUCGGUGACAAAUGGAGGACAAUGGGGCGAAUGGGGAGAAAGGAAAGUCUGCCGUACAAGCGAGGCCAAGGGGUUUUCACUGAAGGUACAGCUCGGGCAAGGGAGCUUUUCUGAUGAUACUUCCCUAAAUGGCAUUCGCCUAAUUUGCACUGACGACUCAGUCAUCACAUCUGCAGUGGGAAAGUAUGGUACCUGGUUAGAUGCACAUUAUUGCCCCUCUGGCUUUUUGGCUUCAUUCUCGCUCCGAGUGUCAAAGGAACGUCUGUUUGACAAUAUGGCAGCCAACAACAUCAAGUUUAAGUGCACAGAUGGAAGCGAACUGGAAGGAAAUGGCCUUGCAUGGGGCGAAUAUGGCAAGUGGAGUAAGUCCUGCGAAGAGGCUGGCAUUUGUGGGAUCCAGACAAAGGUGGAUACCCAUAAGGGAAUAUUUUCUCUGGAUAACACUGGACUCAAUGAUGUCAAGUUUUUCUGUUGCACUUAA
This is a messenger RNA of Gekko japonicus, 567 nucleotides long. Its product is annotated as vitelline membrane outer layer protein 1-like. The transcript has 3 exons. The record is from RefSeq and is a predicted model, not a curated record. Bases 1 to 567 code for a protein of 188 amino acids. NCBI's taxonomy places the organism in Eukaryota, Metazoa, Chordata, Lepidosauria, Squamata, Gekkonidae.